Caenorhabditis remanei is the source of this 345-nucleotide messenger RNA. RefSeq lists its product as uncharacterized. Gene Ontology annotation, cellular component: mitochondrion. The coding region runs from base 1 to 345 and encodes 114 amino acids. Lineage: Eukaryota; Metazoa; Nematoda; Chromadorea; Rhabditida; Rhabditidae. The record is from RefSeq and is a predicted model, not a curated record. The transcript is spliced from 3 exons.
AUGAGCAUAGCAGUCAACAAUGGAUUUUCGGUUAUCAAAAAGUGUACUCAACGAUUUCUAGCAAGUUAUAAUAUGAGGCCACCGAUCGAGCCGGAACCAGGACUGUGUUGUCAGGAAGGAUGCGAAAGUUGCGUUUGGCUCGUUUAUGCUCAAGAACUUCUCGAUUAUUACCGUCAGAAAUAUCCAACGGACACCUUGAAUAAGGUGAAAGAAGAAAUCGGAGACAAAAUCGAAUCGCCGUCAGUCAGAGAAUACGUGAUGAUGGAGCUUGCAAUGACAGAAAAACGAUAUAGAAAUAUGGCAGCGAUUGGAGUGAAGAAAAAGAAACCCGGAGAAGGAAAAUAG